AUGCACGAGGUUGUUUCGCUUUCGUGCUCGCAUGCCUCGGGCCACUUGCUUACCCAUCUCUACAACGUUCAAGAAACGCACAUUCCCUAUGCCAAAAACGCCAAACUCUCCCAUUCCAACUCUGUCUUUCUAUGGCCGGUGAAAGCUGGCGCCAGAUGCAACUACUACCCACGAAGCUUGAACAUCGAGUUGGCCGGCGGCUACGGGUACUUGGGCAAGUACGAGUUCAAGGAUCCCAAAGUGGACCUUGCGGCGUUUGGCAGUGAAGUGGAGGUGAGAAAACAAGACCGGGUCGAGAAAAACGACUUCCAGCGGCUUCUAGACGCCGGGGCCAGGCCGGACGGGGCGCUUCUCAACACGGCAAACACGUCCUACUGGACCGACUACAACAAGCUCGUGUACCGGCCGGCGUCGCUUCUCCAGCUGGAAAACUACGUGCAUCCCAUGGGAAACCACAAGCACUUCCAGAAGCUCUUGUUCAAGGAGUACAACGUGGGCGAGGAGGAGUUUGCUUUGCUUUUCGACGCAGUCGACGACUCCUUCCGCAAAAACUUGGAGGCGCUGGACAUGAUCCAGGGCAUCAACUUUGUCAGCGAGGUGGAUAAUGCUUGGGGUGGCUUCACCAAUGAGAUGAUGGUGCAGUUGAAGGACGAGUACUUCAACAACGGCGCCAACUCGAAGCACAACUUGUGGUGCUACGGCUUGCUUGCGCAGAAACCGAACAUGUUGACGCGGAUCAAGUCCAUAGUGGAGUUUUCGAAAAACUCGUCUCUUUUCAUGCCCUUGUCCUUGCCACACCAGCAGACGUCGUUGCUUUCGCCAGAGUUCGACAUUUCUUCCCUGUGGCACCGUGCUGCCGUCUACGCUCUGUUUGUGAAUCUGAUCUGGGGCCUCAAUUGCCAGUUGGAACUGCCGGUUCGGAUGGCAGAGAUCGAGGCCAAUCUUCUUCGGGGAUUCGACAGACGGAACAUCGUCAACGAAAUCCGCAUCGAAGAGACAGAAAAACAAGAAAGCCCCGACCAGUUUGGCCAAAAACAAGAAAGCCCUGACCAUUUUGGCUUGGUUGCUGAUGCCAAUAUCAUGGAUAUGUACUUGGGCCAAGCCCAAAACGCCAACGAAAAGCAAAAGUACAUCAACUUGGGCAUCAGCGGAGAGGCGAAAGCCAUAGGCAAAAAGGCCACAGUUGCAAAACUACAGGACCCAGAGUCAGAAAGUAACCACUACGUGAAUCCAUACAUCGACGAGAUUGUCGAUGUUGACACCACGCCUCCGAUAUUCAGCAAAUCUUUUUCCACAACGUUCGGCCAGAACGUCAGCUUAAAAGAUACUUUGAAGGAAUACCGGAAAGUCAUUCAGCGAGUACGUCUACCGCAACAUUUGCAGGUGAUUGGCGAUAAAGCUGAGUUGGUGGAGGACUUGUCGCAGCUUAUCGAUGAGUACACUUUGGAUUACGAAGACGAAUCAGACUACGAAUAG
This is a messenger RNA of Clavispora lusitaniae ATCC 42720, 1476 nucleotides long. RefSeq lists its product as uncharacterized. Gene Ontology annotation, biological process: mitochondrion organization. Gene Ontology annotation, cellular component: mitochondrion; cytoplasm. NCBI's taxonomy places the organism in Eukaryota, Fungi, Ascomycota, Pichiomycetes, Serinales, Metschnikowiaceae. The record is from RefSeq and is a predicted model, not a curated record.